This is a messenger RNA of Giardia duodenalis, 1029 nucleotides long. Its product is annotated as WD40 repeat protein. The transcript has a single exon. Gene Ontology annotation, molecular function: phosphatidylinositol-3,5-bisphosphate binding; phosphatidylinositol-3-phosphate binding; protein binding. Bases 1 to 1029 code for a protein of 342 amino acids. Lineage: Eukaryota; Fornicata; Diplomonadida; Hexamitidae. Gene Ontology annotation, cellular component: phagophore assembly site membrane; cytosol; extrinsic component of membrane. The record is from RefSeq and is a predicted model, not a curated record. Gene Ontology annotation, biological process: nucleophagy; protein localization to phagophore assembly site; protein lipidation.
AUGCAGGUUACGUCAGGCAAGAACAGCGCACUCUAUUUAUCUUUCAAUCAGGACGGAUCCUGCAUCACUGUAGGGACAAAUAGGGGCUUCCGUGUGUUUAACACCGUUCCGUUCCGCCCUCUCUACGGCCGUGACUUCCCUGACGGGUGCUCUGUUGUUGCCAUGCUCUUUCGUUCGUCCAUCCUUGCUAUCGUCGGAACAGGCAUGAACUCGCGCUACCCGAAGGACGCGGUCACCGUCUAUGACGACCAGAGUGGAAGGACAAUCGGAGAGGUCCACUUUAGAACCCCCGUGCUCAACGCCUGCAUGACCAGAGAGAAGAUCUUCAUCGUCUUCGAGAACAAGGUAUUCGUUUAUAACUUAUCAGACAUGAGGCUUCUGGAUUCAUUUGACACUUAUCCCAAUCCUCACGGGAUCUUUUCCGUGGUUGGGGACACAGACGUCAUGAUCGCCACCCUUGGGCUUCGCAUGGGCGAGGUGCUUAUCAAGCGCUACUCAGCCAACAUGAGCGCUACGUAUCUGGUCAACAUCUGCCACGAGAAUGAUAUUCGUUGCCUCAACUUCUCUCUCGAUGGACGCUUCAUUGCCACGGCUAGCUCCAAGGGAACUCUCAUUCGCGUUUGGACCACAGACUCCUUCCAAAAGAUCAAGGAGGUCCGACGAGGGAGUGAAAAGGCAGACAUCCAGUCGAUCGGCUUUUCGCCGGACUCGUCCAUCAUCGCUGUAACGUCGUCUCGCAAGACGCUUCAUACGUUUUACGUGAUGCAGCCUACCCAGAUGGCCUAUGGAAUGCAGCCCCAGAUGGCCGACAACAAGAAGCACAAGAUGCAGUUUAUGUCCACUAUUAACAAGUACUUCGACUCCGAGUGGUCGUUUGCGAAGAUAGCCCUGGAUGACCCUGUGUCUCUCUGCAGGUUCAUCACCAACGACUGCAUGAUUGUGGUCUGCGGAGAUGGGUCCUACUAUAAACUUAGAAUUGCAAAUAAUGCCAUUGAGAAGGAGAACUUCCUGAAUAUGCUGACGGAUUGA